AUGUCUGCGUUUGCAUCUGCAGUUUCAACGCAUCAUCAUCAUCGCGUGAUGGCGGCACGGACGAAGAUACCUCGCGGUAUUCGCAGUUCCGCCGCGCACAGCAACGUUAAUGCCAAUCCCUCAAAUUCGAAGGUUGUUUCGAUUGGUUUCCUCCGCCGUCAGAAACACAACAAUCAACUUUUCUUCUCGACACCAUCAUCAUCCACUUUGGGGGUACCAUCCUCUUUCAAAUCUUCGACUAAGACAACGAGAACGGUGAUGAUGCCGAAAGCUUCCACCACGGAACAAGAGCAAGCAGGUGAAACGUUCGAGUACCAGGCGGAAGUCAAUCGACUGAUGGAUUUGAUUGUCAACUCUUUAUAUUCCAAUAAAGACGUCUUUCUGCGAGAACUCAUUUCUAACGCCUCAGACGCGUGCGAUAAACUUCGAUUCCGGUCGGUUCAAGAACCGGAAAUUUUGAAUGGACAAUCUGUCACUGAUUUGUCCAUCAAAGUUAGAGGUCAAGAGAGCGAUAAAACGCUCACGAUUGAGGAUAAUGGUAUUGGCAUGUCCAAGGACGAGUUAGUCGCCAAUUUGGGUACGAUUGCAAACUCCGGGACGUCCAAGGUGAUGGAAAUGUUGAAGCAACAAAACGAAGCCGCGAGUGGAGAAAACUUGAUUGGUAAGUUUGGCGUUGGUUUUUAUUCGUCGUUUUUAGUCGCGGACACCGUGAAAGUGACGUCCAAGUCGAACGACGACGGGAAAGCGUGGACUUGGGAGUCUAAAAUCGACUCAACCUCGUACACCAUUCGUGAGGCAUCCGAAAGCGAAGCGAAGGAUUUAGUACGCGGUACGAGAAUCACUUUGAAGUUGAAAGACGAGUGCGAGGAGUAUGCCACGGAUAAAAAACUCUCCUCGCUCGUAAAAACAUACUCUGAGUUCAUCACGUUUCCAAUCGAAGUCUUCUCGACGAUUCAAAAAUCGAAACAAGUCGAAGAUAUCGAGGCGACCAAGGCGAAGAAAGAAGAGUGGGAAAAGAAAAAAAUAGAAGCCGAAGCGAAAGGAGAGGAGUUCACCGAACCGGAACCAGAAAAGGUCAUGAAAGAAGAGAUGUACGAUGAACAAGAUUGGAAGACGCAAAAUAACGACAAACCAAUUUGGACGUUAGCGCCGAAAGACGUCUCGGACGAUCAAUACAACGAGUUUUUCAAGACGACGUUCAAGGAGUUUUUGGAUCCGUUGGCGGUGUCGCAUUUCAAAGUCGAAGGCGAGAUGGAAUUCAAAUCAAUUUUGUACGUUCCAGGCAUGGCGCCGUUUGAGCAGCAAGAUAUGAUGCAAAAAUCAAAAUCGAUUAAGCUUUUCGUUCGAAAGGUGUUCAUCUCGGACGAGUUUGACGAAUCCUUGUUGCCGCGAUACAUGACGUUCAUCCGAGGUAUCGUUGAUUCCAACGAUUUACCCUUGAACGUUUCGAGAGAAAUCUUGCAAGAAUCGAAAGUCGUUCGCGUCAUCCGACGACGCUUAGUCUCUAAAACUUUGGGGAUGCUCAACGAAAUUUCCAAGCGCGAAAACGAGGAUUACAAAACGUUUUGGGAAGGCUUUGGAAGACAGCUCAAAUUGGGCGUCAUUGAAGACGUCGCAAACAGAAAAGAACUCGCCGGUUUACUUCGUUUUACGACGAGCAAAUCUGCUAGCGACCAAGAAAGCAACCGAUCUUUAUCUGAUUACAUCGCAGAUAUGCCGGAAGCGCAAAAAGCCAUCUAUUUCGUCGCCGGUGACACGAGAAAGCAAUGCGAAAACUCCCCGUUUAUGGAAAAGUUGAACAAGUUGGGAUACGAAGUUUUAUAUUGCACCGAUCCUAUCGAUGAGGUCUCCAUGGCAAACUUAGCAACCUUCGAAGAGAAGGAAAUCAAGGAUAUCUCUAAAGAAGACCUAGAUUUAGGCGACGAGGACGACGAGGAGCAAAAGAAGAAGAACGAACAAAUCGCAGAUGAGUUCAAAACAGUCACCGAGUGGUUGAAGAAGGAGUUGGUCGGCGAAGUUGAAAAAGUGGAAGUCUCCUCGAGAUUGACGGAGACGCCGUGCAUUCUCGUAACGUCCAAAUUCGGCUGGUCGGCGAACAUGGAGAGAAUUAUGAAAGCCCAAGCCAUGGGUGACGCGAGGGCGCAAGACUACAUGAAGGGCAAGAAAACGCUCGAGAUUAACCCGUUUUCGCCGGUGAUUAAACAGUUGAAGAUGAGAGUUGAAAGCGCGCCAGACGCGGAGGAAACGAAGGAGAUGUGUAAGUUACUCUUUGAUACCGCCUUAUUAACGAGUGGUUUCUCCAUCGACCAGCCGGCUGAGUUUGCCGAGAGAGUUUUCAAGCUCAUGACGCAAGAAGCAAACUUAGAGUCUGAGAAGAAAAGCGCUUCGAUCGACCCUGAAGUCGUUUAA
Molecule: messenger RNA, 2409 nt
Organism: Bathycoccus prasinos
Lineage: Eukaryota; Viridiplantae; Chlorophyta; Mamiellophyceae; Mamiellales; Bathycoccaceae
Exons: 1
Coding region: 1-2409 (802 amino acids)
Biological process (GO): cellular response to heat; protein folding; protein stabilization
Cellular component (GO): perinuclear region of cytoplasm; cytosol; plasma membrane
Molecular function (GO): ATP-dependent protein folding chaperone; ATP hydrolysis activity; ATP binding
Source: RefSeq, a predicted model, not a curated record